This is a messenger RNA of Prosopis cineraria, 3278 nucleotides long. Its product is annotated as pentatricopeptide repeat-containing protein At1g18485-like. The coding region runs from base 122 to 3076 and encodes 984 amino acids. Gene Ontology annotation, biological process: RNA modification. The record is from RefSeq and is a predicted model, not a curated record. Gene Ontology annotation, cellular component: intracellular membrane-bounded organelle. The transcript has a single exon. Gene Ontology annotation, molecular function: RNA binding; protein binding; zinc ion binding. Lineage: Eukaryota; Viridiplantae; Streptophyta; Magnoliopsida; Fabales; Fabaceae.
AAGAAGAAGAAGAAGAAAAACUCGUGAAAUUCCAAUACCGGACGACCACACCACGGGAAAUCUAGCUUAGAUCGAUGUGCUGAUAGUGUUACUGUUGUUACUCCCUCUCCAAUUACAGAGGAUGCAGAUGGCUUCCCUGUCGCCACCACUGUCAUGCCAUCACAACCAGAAGGUUCCCUUUCUUCGCAAAAUAACUUCUGUACCAAAUAACAAUCCUUUCCGUUCAAUUUUGAUUCCAAAAGCAUCUCUUUCUCUCUCAAGACAAACCCAGCCAAAAAAUCGCCUUCCUUUUACCGACAACUUAUCUCAUCAGGCUUCUUAUCUUCAACACAUACACGAGCUUUGCGAGUCCGGGAACCUCAAUGAGGCUCAUACUUUCCUGAGAGAAGAUUUUGACAGUUCUGUUUCCGCUUCAGAGCAGAAAGGAGAAGCUAUGGUGGUCUUACUUCAGGCUUGUACGCGCUAUAAAGACAUCGAGGUUGGUCGGAAAGUUCACGAAAUGGUCUCGGCUUCGACUCAAUUCAGGAACGACUUUGUUCUUAAUACCCGUCUAAUUACUAUGUACUCUAUGUGCGGGUCCCCCUCGGAUUCUCGUUUCGUUUUUAAUGGCAUGCAGAAGAAGAACUUGAUUCAGUGGAAUGCGCUUCUUAGUGCCUAUGCCAGAAACGACCUUUUUCAUGAUGCAAUUUUGUUGUUUGUCGAGUUGAUCUCUGCUACGGAAUUCAGUCCGGAUAAUUUCACCUUGCCUUGCGUGAUUAAGGCGUGCUCUGGACUUUUGAACCUGACUUUGGGCAAGGUAAUCCAUGGAUUAGCGGUAAAGAUGGCUUUUUUCUCGGAUGGAUUUGUGGGUAAUGCAUUGAUUGCAAUGUAUGGAAAAUGUGGGUGUAUCGAGGAAGCUUUGCAAGUGUUUGAAUGUAUGCCUGAAAGAAACUUGGUUUCUUGGAAUUCGAUUAUGUAUGUAUUUUCGGACAAUGGGCUUUCUCGGGACAGCUAUGAUCUAUUUGAGGGGCUUCUUAAUAGCGAGCAAAGUCUCAUACCGGAUUCUGCUACUAUGGUGACGAUAAUACCUGUAUCUGCUUCUAAAAGUGAAGUGAACACGGGGAUGUUACUUCAUGGUUUGGCUUUAAAAUUGGGUCUGAGUCAAGAAUUGAUGGUGAACAAUUCCCUAGUUGACAUGUAUGCAAAAUGCGGCUACUUGCCUGAAGCGCAUAUUCUGUUUGAUAGGAAUGAUCAGAGAAAUGUGGUUUCUUGGAAUUCCCUGAUUGGGGGAUACUCUAAAGAAGGAGAUGCUCAUGGAACAUUUGAUCUCCUGCGAAAAAUGCAGACGGAAGAUGAGAUAGUGGUAAAUGAGGUGACCCUGUUGAAUGUCCUGCCAGCUUUUUUAGAUGAGUUCCAACUGAGGAGCUUGAAAGAACUGCAUGGUUACGCUUUCAGGCAUGGAUUUCAAGAUUAUGAAUUGGUUGCCAAUGCUUUUGUUGCUGCUUAUGCAAAGUGUAUGUCACCCUCCUAUGCUGAGCGUGUCUUUCAUGGCAUGAAGACUAAAACGGUGAGCUCUUGGAAUGCAUUAAUUGGCGGCCAUGCACAAAAUGGUUUUCCUGGAAAGGCUUUGGACUCGUACCUUCUAAUGACAGAAUCUGGCUUAGAUCCUGAUUCGUUUACUAUAGGAAGCCUUCUUCUAGCCUGCGCCCACCUGAAACUACUACAAUAUGGCAAAGAGAUUCAUAGCUUUAUGCUGCGUAAUGGCCUUGAGUUAGAUGAAUUUGUUGGAAUAUCAUUACUGUCACUUUACAUUCAUUGUGAGGAAAUACUACCAGCAAAACUCUUGUUUGAUAGGAUGGAAGACAAAAGUGUAGUAAGUUGGAACUCAAUGAUUAGUGGUUUUUUGCAGAGUGAACUUCCUGUUGAAGCCAUUAACACAUUUCGUCAAAUGCUUUCAAAUAGAAACCAACCUCAUGAGAUAGCCAUAAUAGGUGUCAUUGGGGCUUGUUCACAGCUAUCAGCUCUGCGUCUGGGGAAAGAAGUUCACUGCUUUGUGUUAAAAGCUCACCUAACAGAGGACACCUACAUUAGUUGUUCGCUGAUAGACAUGUAUGCAAAAACUGGGUGCAUGAAACAAUCUCGAAACAUUUUUGACAGGGUAAAGGAGAGAGAUGAAGCAUCAUGGAAUGUUAUAAUUGCAGGAUAUGGAAUUCAUGGGCAUGGACAUGAGGCUAUAGAGCUAUUUGAAAUGAUGCAAACCUCAGGCUGCAAGCCAGAUUCUUUGACAUUUAUAGGACUUUUAAUGGCAUGUAGCCAUUCUGGCUUAGUAACAGAAGGGCUAAAAUAUCACCGUCAGAUGCAGAGUUUGUAUGGUAUAGAGCCCAAACUAGAGCACUAUGCUUGUGUGGUAGACAUGCUUGGUCGAGCAGGCCAGCUGAAUGAAGCCUUAAAACUUGUGAACGAGAUGCCUGAGGAACCAGAUUCAGGGAUAUGGAGUUCAUUACUUAGUUCCUGUAGGAAUUAUGGUGAUUUGGAUAUUGGGGAGAAAGCUUCCAGCAAGUUGCUAGAGUUAGGGCCAGAAAAGGCUGAAAACUAUGUAUUGCUAUCAAAUUUGUAUGCUGCGCUGGGGAAAUGGGAUGAUGUGAGAAAAGUGAGGCAGAGGAUGAAGGGGAUUGGCCUUCAAAAAGAUGCAGGGUGCAGCUGGAUUGAGGUAGGAGGUAAAGCAUAUAGAUUUCUUGUUGGGGAUGCAUCACUGUCAGAAUCAAAGAAAAUUAGGCAGACAUGGAUGAAAUUGGAGAAGAAAAUAUGCAAAAUUGGAUAUAAACCUGACACAAGUUGUGUGCUUCAUGAACUGGAAGAAGAUGAGAAGAUUGAGAUACUGCGGGGUCAUAGUGAGAAGCUUGCAAUUUCUUUUGGAUUAUUAAAUACGCCUAAAGGUUCACCGCUGAGAGUUUGCAAAAAUCUACGUAUUUGUGUAGACUGUCAUAAUGCUGCUAGAUUCAUAUCAAAGGUUAUUAAAAGGGAGAUUAUCGUACGGGACAACAAGCGCUUUCAUCAUUUUAGCAAUGGGCUUUGUUCCUGUGGAGAUUAUUGGUAGUUAAAGGUGUAAACAAGUUUAUUCGUUGAUUUGUCUGGAUGUGAAGACUUCCAGAAACCAUCAAAUAAGUUACAGCUACAGAACUGCUUCUGCUUUAUUAUUGGAUUUGAAACUUCUGUACAGAUUAGCAGGUUCUAUUUGAAGCCCUCUCAAGGGUUGAUAAAAAUCAAGCCUGAAUCAAUGACUGAUAUGUUUUGACAAA